AUGGGUGGUUCAAGUACUUGUAAUGUACCAUUGGAGGAAAAUUUGGUAUACGAUGUUGAACUUCUUCCUCAUGAUCCGGGAAAAAGAAUAAACAUAAUGGAUUACCCCGCAAAUGAACGAAAUACAGUUAGGAGGGGUUAUAUUCUUAAAAAACCUUGCCAACCAAAAACUCAUGACUUUCCUCAAAGACAAGUGUCUGGUUUACGUCGCUUUAGUGUUCAUUGGUUCAAGAAAUGGGAUUGGCUUGAGUAUAGUAUUGAAAAAGAUGCUGCAUUUUGUUUUGUAUGUUACUUGUUCAAGAAUGAAGUUGAUAGUUAUUCGGGGGGUGAUGCAUUUGUUGAUGGAGGGUUUAGGGCAUGGAAUAAACCGGAAAGAUUUGAGAAGCAUGUUGGUGGAAUUAACAGUUUGGCAUUUCGUGGACAUGAUGAAAGCGGGGAGUCAUAUAAUAGGGGUAAUUUCCUUGAGCUUUUGAAAUGGUUAGGAGAAAAGGUUGAGGAAGUAAGACAACAUACUCUUGAAAAUGCACCUAAAAAUUGUCAAAUGAUUUCCCCUUCUAUUCAAAAGGACAUUAUUAAUUGUUGUGCCAAAGAAACAACUAGGUGCAUAAUAGAAGAAGUUGGUGAUGAUUACUUUGCCAUAUUAGCCGAUGAGUCAAGUGAUGUGUCCCAAAAAGAACAACUAGCUCUUGUUUUGCGCUUUGUUAAUAGAGAUAGUGGAAAGGUAAUGGAGCGAUUUUUAGGCAUUGUUCAUGUUGGUAAUACUACCGCUUUAACUCUUAAAGAUGCAAUCAUGUCUUUACUUGUUGAACAUUCAUUGAGUCCAUCUAUGAUAAGGGGGCAAGGGUACGAUGGAGCUAGCAACAUGAAAGGUGAAAUAAAUGGUCUUAAGACUUUGAUUAUGAAUGAUACUCCAAGUGCCUACUACGUACAUUGUUUUGCUCAUCAACUUCAACUAACACUAGUUGCCGUUGCUAAAAAGAAUGAUAGUUGUGGUUGGCUUUUUGAGAUACUUGCAAAUUUAUUGAAUGUGGUUGGAGUUUCUUGCAAGAGAAGAGAAAUGAUUCGACAAGAUCAAGCUCAAGAAGUUGCUCGAGCAUUGGAUGUAGGGGAUAUUGUGAGUGGAUCGGGUUUAAAUCAAGAACUUGGUUUGAAAAGGCCCGGGGAUACUCGUUGGAGUUCUUAUUACAAGUCUAUUUCAAACAUCAUCCUCUUAUUUCCUACAAUUGUUAAGGUACUUGUACACAUUGGGAAGCAUGGUGUAUCGGAAGAUAAGUUCAAAGCUCAAAUUGUUUUAGGACAAUUAGAGUCAUUUGACUUUGUUUUUAUUGCUCACUUGAUGUUGACUAUUUUUGGUUACACUAAUGAUUUGUGUGUUGCUUUUCAAAGAAAGGAGCAAGAUAUUGUAAAUGCCAUGGAACUUGUCACUUACGCAAAAUUGGUGUUGCAAAAAAUGAGGGAGCAAGGAUGGGAUACUCUCUUAAACAAGGUAACUUCAUUUUGUCCUAAACAUGGUAUUGUUGUUCCCACUAUGGAUUCUCCUUAUGUUCCUCAAGGAAGAUCAAGACGUUUUGUUGAAGAAGCAACAAAUGAACAUCAUUUUCGGGUUGGAAUUUUUGUAAGAGUGAUUGAUUUGCAUCUUCAAGAACUUGAUGAUCGAUUAAAUGAGAGGAAUAUGGAGAUACUAAUAUGUAUGGCUUGUUUAAGUCCUAAAGAUAACUUCUCAUCCUUUGAUAAAGAUAAGGUACUUAAACUUGCCUCUUUUUAUCCCGAAGAAUUUUCAAGCUUUGAUUUGAUGGCUCUUGAAUGUCAACUUGAUAUAUUCAUGGAGAAUAUGCUAAAUGAUGAUAGAUUUCAAGGUUUAAAUGACCUUAACUCUCUUUCUAUGAUGCUUGUUAAAACUAAUAAGCAUAAGACUUUUCCUCUUAUUCAUUUGCUUAUCAAGUUGAUGUUGAUUCUUCCGGUUGCCACGGCAAGUGUUGAAAGAGUCUUUUCCGCAAUGACAUGUGUCAAAAAUAAGUUGCGAAAUAGCAUGGGUGAUCAACUUAUGAAUGAUUGUUUGGUCACUUUUAUUGAAAAGGAUGUCUUCCUAAGAGUUUCCGAUAAAAAAUUGUUGAUCGCUUCCAAAAUAUGA
Chenopodium quinoa (quinoa) is the source of this 2130-nucleotide messenger RNA. Its product is annotated as zinc finger MYM-type protein 1-like. Gene Ontology annotation, molecular function: protein dimerization activity. Lineage: Eukaryota; Viridiplantae; Streptophyta; Magnoliopsida; Caryophyllales; Amaranthaceae. The transcript has 2 exons. The record is from RefSeq and is a predicted model, not a curated record. The coding region runs from base 1 to 2130 and encodes 709 amino acids.